AGGAGAAAUCUGGCAACCCUUGGAUCAGAGGGGACCAGUGAUCCACACCAAAUGAAUCGCAAUCUAAUCGUAAACUAAACUUAUUUAAAUCAAUACAUAUGUACUAUAGAUAUUAACUGCCGUUAAUGUGCUUUUGAGUUACGUUUAUUCCGAGAUCUAAAAGCCCACCGUUUGAGGUCCGUCUGAUGAAAGUCGUUUCGAAAAUGUGUAACAGACCGGUGUCGUAAACUUUAAACUCAGCAUGACUCAUAAUGAGUAACACCACGUUGCGAGGUAAAGUCUGGGCGGCUGUGACACAAGCUUUUAAACUUCCAAUGGCUCUCAUAAGGCGGAUGAUAACAACACUGAUCAACCGAGUGUGGAUGAGCACGCUGCCGUCUCCGAAGAUGUCUGCUCAGACGAUGGUUGACUGUAACAGAAGGAAAAUGGUUGUUGGGCUGGGAAACCCUGGCAUGAAUGGCUCUCGACAUAGUGUUGGUAUGGCUGUCCUCACGACGUUAGCUGAACGAUUGGGAGCGCCGGAUAGCUGGAGGUCUGACAGACAGGUUUCAGGGGAGGUCAUUGUGACACAGCUUCAAGACAUCCAGUUGGUUGUCCUUCGACCCAAGUUGCUAAUGAACAUCAAUGGCGUGAGUGUGGCAAAAGCAGCCAGUAAAUAUUUAAUUUCACCUGAGCAUAUUCUCUUGAUUCACGAUGAGCUUGACAAACCACUUGGAAAGUUUGGCAUUAAACAUGGUGGAAGUGCAAGGGGUCACAAUGGUGUGAGAUCAUGUGUGGACUGGCUUCAUACUGAUGUGAUGCCACGCUUGCGUAUUGGUAUUGGGCGACCAUCGGGGAAAAUGCCUGUUGACCGUUAUGUUUUAGGACGUUUUUCACAAGAGGAACAAAAUGUUCUAGACUCUGUCAUGAAGCAGAGUGUAGAUGUUCUGCUGACAUUUAUCACAGACUCGCAACCCCAGACUUCCCCAGCAGAGGGAAGAAGAGCGUCACGAAAGAAUAAAUCCAGGACUCUUUCACCACCUCAGGACACCACAGAAGAGCAGAAACAGAGCUGACGGACACAUUAGAUGUUUGAUAACUGUAUUUCUUUUCUGAUAGAGUUGAGUUUUAUGAUGCCAUGUUUAGAUCCCCAGAAGAGGGAAGGAUACUGUCAUAAAGGACAAAACCAAAACUGACAUCAAUGCAUACUCAUUUCUGAUAACUCUGUACGGAAGGAGUUGAGCUUUGUUAGGCCUCUUCCAUAUUCCGAGUUCAGUAUAUUGGGAGGCAGCAGCCUGCGUUUUAUGCUCUAUUAUAGUAUUUAUAACAGGUUUUCCCAGUUUUGGUAGACCCCUAAAGGUUUCUGGAGGUAAAUACAGAAGAGUCAAUCAAUUAAAAAUGCCAAUGCAGUAAAAAUGUAUAAGGCUUUAAAAAAAACCCAACCAUAAGUAAAUAAACAACAGAAAUUUGGCCAGUGAACAUGUAAAGAAAAACA
This is a messenger RNA of Carassius auratus (goldfish), 1474 nucleotides long. It is a transcript of the gene ptrh1, whose product is annotated as peptidyl-tRNA hydrolase 1 homolog. Bases 252 to 1055 code for a protein of 267 amino acids. The transcript has 5 exons. Lineage: Eukaryota; Metazoa; Chordata; Actinopteri; Cypriniformes; Cyprinidae. Gene Ontology annotation, molecular function: peptidyl-tRNA hydrolase activity. The record is from RefSeq and is a predicted model, not a curated record.